UCCCCGCCAUCUUUGAAGGGGGUCAUGGCGGCGUCAUGGAUUCGGGUGACCCUUCUUCGCCCUCAACCUGCACAGCGGCUGGUCUCCCGCGCUAGGCAUUCCGGGGAACCCGACACAAGCGCCGAAACUGCCAAGGCUAUCAGCUUCUGCCCACCUGUAGACUCCAAAUACGAUUGGGUUGGGCCUCCUGAUCGAUAUUCCAAUAUUCGACCAAUAAGAUUCUUUGUUCCAGCAGAUGAGUCUCCUUUAGAAAGAAAACUCAGAGAGUUGCGUCAGGAAACACAAGAUUGGAAUCAAAAGUUUUGGGCAAAUCAGAAUCUAACCUUUAUUAAGGAAAAAGAAAUAUUUAUCCUCUCAAAACUUCAUGCCUUGGGUUUGGGACAGAAAGAUGAAAAAGGACGCAAAAGGACACUGGAUGCAGAAGUGAUGGCGGAUUUUUAUAAGGCUUUCCUUAGCAAGAACUUUGCAAAACAUGCACAAUAUAACAGGGAAUGGUACAAGAGGAAUUUUACGAUCACAUUACUGAUGGGACAAGUCACAUUAAAGAGAUAUUUGAAGAAAAUUGGAUGGAAAUAGGCUUUAUUGGAGAAGAUUUUUAUUUAUAAAAAUAUAUAAUUCACAAAAAUGUA
Hyla sarda is the source of this 629-nucleotide messenger RNA. RefSeq names its product cytochrome c oxidase assembly factor 8. Gene Ontology annotation, cellular component: mitochondrion. The coding region runs from base 25 to 576 and encodes 183 amino acids. Gene Ontology annotation, biological process: intrinsic apoptotic signaling pathway. NCBI's taxonomy places the organism in Eukaryota, Metazoa, Chordata, Amphibia, Anura, Hylidae. The record is from RefSeq and is a predicted model, not a curated record. The transcript has 5 exons.